AACGAACAAUUAAACAAACACCCUCAACCUCAAUUUGACAAACGUUAGACUUCAAAGUUCCAACCCUCGGUUCCAUUUCAACAUCACACUCCCAUUUCACACGCAUCACUCCGUCACCACCACCAUUCUUUUUAUGUGAUUCCCCUUUCUUCACCCUCAUUCGCUCUUCAAACACUUAUCCCUUUCCAUCCACCAAUAGUCACACCCCUCACAACGCCACCGCCUCAUUACGGCGUCGUCUUUGCGCCAAACCCUUUUUCCACCCUUCCUGUCUUAAUCAAUCUACCCCCCUUAUCACCCAACACCCUUUUGUCUUCUCUUCCUCACAAUUUUCGCCAAAUUUCUCCUCUUUUUGUUUCCUGUGCCUGAUUUUUCCUCUCCUAAAAUAUUCUUCAGCUCCUUCUUCUUAACCCCCUUUUAACUUUUCCUUAUCAGUUUCUGCCAAACUUGUUCUAUCAGGAAAAAAAAGAAGGGGGAACUUUUGAUUGUUGAGAGCUGAAUAUAUUUUGGGUGUGCCUUUUUUAAUUCAUUAAUAUUUUUUUCCUUUUAAACUCUUGUUAUGGCUUUGCCACAGUCCUUUUAUGAUAUAUUGGAAAACCCUGCAAUUUGGGGUUUGUGUACAGCUAUAGGCAUGUUUUUUAGUCCCUUGUGGGUAGCAUUUUCCGUUGGUGUUAUCGUUGGAUGGUUGUGGAAACCGAAAUGGGCGAGUUUGGGGAAAGAAAAAUUGACUAAUUCUCUUGCCAAGUCCUUGGAUUUUGCUUCACCAUCCUCUUCUUUUUCGCCUUCAAAAUCUGUAGUGUCUUCCAUCAAGAGUUUUCCUUCCUCUCCUUGCCUUAAUUCUAUUAAAAUGCAACCUCCAAAUCCAGAAUCUUUGGCCCUGAAUAAAGGGAUGGAUAAAAAGGCUUCUACCUCCUCAUCACCCAUGAAAUUUGUUAGUUCCGGAAGCACACCGAAAUCCAGCGAAGAAAUUUCUGAUGCUGUUAGAAUAGACGAUUUACAUCAUCUAUGGCAGCUUGUGGAAGAGAAAGAUGGAGGUCUGCCUUGGAUACAGAUGAUGGACCGUUCCACCCCUACCAUGAGUUACAAAGCAUGGCGCAGAGAACCAAAGGAUGGUCCUCCUCAAUAUAGAAGCAGCACUAUUUUUGAGGAUGCUACCCCUGAGAUAGUGAGGGACUUGUUCUGGGAUGAUGAGUUUAGACCUAGGUGGGAUGACAUGCUUUCAAGCUCCUCAAUUAUUGAAGAGUGUCCCACUACUGGUGCCAUGAAAGUGCAGUGGAUACGGAAGUUCCCCUUUUUCUGUAAAGACAGAGAAUACAUAAUUGGUCGGAGAAUAUGGGAAUCUGGAAGAUCUUAUUAUUGUGUGACUAAGGGAGUAGAUUGUCCUUCAAUCCCAAGAAGAGAAAAACCUAGACGUGUUGACGUGUACUACUCCAGUUGGUGCAUUAGAGCAGUGGAAUCAAGUAGAGGUAAUGGCCAGUUAACAGCCUGUGAAGUUUUACUCUUCCAUCAUGAAGAAAUGGGUAUUCCAUGGGAAAUUGCAAAGCUUGGAGUACGGAAAGGAAUGUGGGGAACUGUUCAGAAGAUUGAGCCUGGUUUGAGAGCCUAUCAAGAAGCUAGAUCCUCAGGUGCUGCACUGUCUCAUUCAGCCUUUAUGGCCCAAGUUAACACAAAAAUAAGCCCUGAGUACUUGGAAUCCAUUGGAGCUUCUGAAAAUUCAUUGGAGAAUCAAAGUGUGGUUGCUUCUGACAAGCCACAAGGCGUGAACAUACCCAAGAUGCUUGUCAUUGGUGGUGCUAUUGCUCUUGCAUGUAGUCUUGAUAGGGGACUAGUGACCAAGUAUCUUAUAUUUGGUGUUGCUAGAAGAUUUGCUAAUAUAGGUAAAAGAUAGUUAAAAAAUAGAGGUGGAAGCAUUGUCUUGAAUGCCAUUCUUUUGGAGGAUCGACCUUAUCCAAUUCUACUCGAGUUAUUGUUACUUGAGAAUUUAGAGGUUCUUUAGUGGAGAAAUAAUCUAUAAUCUAAAAAUAAAAUCAAGGGUAAUUGACGAUUUUUUUAACCCUUUUUUUUCUUGGAGCAUGAGUAAUUGCUGGUCAAGACUGCAGAAUCUCAAUGUUAUGUAUGGUUGUAUAAAGUCAGUAGCUUAAAAAAUCAAUUUUAUUAGUUCUCUUGUAUAACUCUUUAUCAAUGUUGGUGCAAAGAGUUUACGAAUUCUGUAUACUCGCAGUAAUGGCAUUAGUCUAUUAAUUUUGACAUUGUUUCCUUUUUCAGAUUUUGUUUGCUGUGUUAGGAGCUAAUGAGUAUUAGGUUCCGU
This is a messenger RNA of Abrus precatorius (Indian licorice), 2308 nucleotides long. RefSeq lists its product as uncharacterized. The record is from RefSeq and is a predicted model, not a curated record. Bases 560 to 1888 code for a protein of 442 amino acids. Gene Ontology annotation, molecular function: lipid binding. Lineage: Eukaryota; Viridiplantae; Streptophyta; Magnoliopsida; Fabales; Fabaceae. The transcript is spliced from 6 exons.